GGGAAACCCUAUGUGCAAGCCGUGCAGCUUCGUUUCCGAGGCAAGCUGCUCAAGGGGUGUUGAGGCACAGUAAUCCACACUGGAAAUACUAUUUCAUUCCCAGAACAUUGUUAUUUCUUAUCUUAGCUGCCCAGAAAAGUAGGCGUUGGCUCACCGCAUUCCCAAUUCACGCUGGCUUCCCGGGCCAUUUACAGCGGGCUAGGCGCGACCAUUGUAGACUGAGUAGUAUGCACCAACGCGACUUAGUGCUGGCAAGCAGACGGCUGCAACUGUGCGAGGCGUUCUUGGCGCUCGCACUGGUGGCAGCUGUCGGCCUUCCGCCCGCGCACGGGGCUCAACCAGGAACCUAUGCGCUGGGCGACUUGCUGGUGACGUUCCCAACCCAAGAGAGAAGCUAUCCCUUGAUACAUGAGUCGCGAGCGUGGCGCCGCGGGCUGCGCACGCACAUUGUUAUGGACGCAAACCUGGACACUAGAACCCUCAACGCCUUGGGCGCCCCCUACAAUGAGACUUUCUCCGUCUCGCCCGACAUUCCCGGCCAUCCGCACACCAUCCGCCAUGCGCUCACGCCCAUGUACACGUAUGACGCGCUAGGGGGCGCCAACGGCACCUAUAGCUGGAUGCUGUUGGGAGACGAUGACACCGUGUGGUCGCUACCCGCGGUGCUGCGCCUGAUCAAUGGGCGGGGCCUGAAUGCGGAGGAGCCGCACAUGCUGAGUGAUUUCCAAUACCACUGCGUGCGGGAGCACUUCGAGUGCACCGCGCCCGUGGCAGUGGACCCAAGGUGCAAACCAUGCCCGGCUGGCGUGGCGUACUGCCCCUGCCGCCUCCCGGCCGGCUGCACGCGGCGGGGGUGGAACUACCGGGAGUGUCCGUACAAGCUGCGCGCGUCGCCGUACGGAGGCGCCGGCUUGAUCUUCAGCAUAGGCAUGCUAAGGUUGUUGGCCCGGGACCCGCACUUCUAUCUCCCACUAGCGCUGGACACCGUGGUGCCGGAGGCAGCGUCCGGAGAUGUGGCACUGGCCGAGGGAGCUCGGCUGCUGGGCUACGGCUUCACCCACCUGCUGCCUGCGGACGAGGCGGCGCGGGUGGCGGCGGGCAGCCCGCGGCAGAACAUCACGCGGCGCUUCUUUGGGCCGCAUUGCCUUUUCAAUGACGGGCGCCACCCCGACGAGCACCUGCGUGUGCUGCAGGAGUGGGCCACCAGGGACCCAGCUGCCUUCCGCACCAUGGUGUCCGUACACGUGCGUGUACGCAUCGUGUCAACGAGGUACCACAACCUCAUGCGGGACGUGCUUCCCGCGUACAGGGGGAUCGUGGAGCUGCUGGUCAACAUGGAGGGAGAGGGUGCAGCCGGGAGCAGUAGGGGAGGUGGAGGCGGUAAAACAGCAGCCGGUUCAGCUGGCAGAUUAAGGGGCUAGUGGUGAGGGAGUUGGUGGGGGCUUAGUGGGCAGUGUCAGGGGUCUCAGGAUCGUUCAGGGGGGGGGGGGGGUUCGGCUUCGUCGGUGGCUUCGUCAGAGGCCGCGGAAGCAAGGAUCCCAAGCUUCUCGCGGGACUUGAUGCAUUUUGUUUUCAUUCAUUCAUCCAAAUUGUCUUAGGUUGAGCGCCCUGCAAACAGCGGCCCUGAACAGAAAUCCA
This is a messenger RNA of Chlamydomonas reinhardtii, 1638 nucleotides long. RefSeq lists its product as uncharacterized. Bases 453 to 1421 code for a protein of 322 amino acids. Lineage: Eukaryota; Viridiplantae; Chlorophyta; Chlorophyceae; Chlamydomonadales; Chlamydomonadaceae. The record is from RefSeq and is a predicted model, not a curated record. The transcript has 8 exons.